Chrysemys picta bellii (western painted turtle) is the source of this 2176-nucleotide messenger RNA. NCBI's taxonomy places the organism in Eukaryota, Metazoa, Chordata, Testudines, Emydidae. The record is from RefSeq and is a predicted model, not a curated record.
ACCUAAUUCUCUCUCCUUUUUUUUUCCAGUUGGAUUUCCCGUUUCCACUAUUAAUAUCGAUGGUCUUGAAAGUGCCCUAGGAUUCAGAUAUUUCCAAGAAGCUCUCUGUCAAUGAACAACUCAAGACCCUCCUCACUGAUCUCGGUUUAAUGCAGACAGCUUGAUAUUACGCAUCCUUACUCCAAGUUAAAUGAAAAAACAAUUUUCUCAAAUCUUCCAUGAAGCUCAGUUGUUGCCUGUUAGCUUUGAUUGUUAGUGCUAGUCUGCCUGCUGCUUUUGCACUGGAAAAUGUAGCUGCUAACAGGACAAUUACACCUGGGUCAAGAUCCAUUUCUCUGACUGCUUCACUUCAUCCAGUCUUCCGAGUCUUGGCAAAUUCUGCAGCACGUCAUGAUAUCAUAGCAAAGGAGGGGGCCAGUGCUUUAAUUGAAUGUAAACUGAACAUCAGCCAGUAUGAAUUUAUCCUUUGGUACAAUUCAAAAGCACAGCUGCUCAAUGAAAGAGAUGAAGGUGGAAGAUGGUUGAUCAUUGACGGAAUCCUUAACAUUACCAGUGUAACUUUUGGUGACCGCGGGCGGUACACCUGUGCAGCCAUUACUCGUAAUGGCACCGCCUACUACACAGUCACCCUGAGGGUUAUCUUCACAUCGGGGGACAUGAGCAUCUACUACAUGAUUGUGUGUCUGGUUGCCUUCACAAUCAUCCUCAUUUUAAAUAUCACCCGUCUGUGUAUGAUGAGCAGCCACCUCCGCAAGACAGAGAAGGCCAUCAAUGAGUUCUUCAGGACAGAAGGGGCUGAGAAGCUUCAGAAAGCCUUUGAGAUCGCCAAGCGCAUUCCUAUCAUCACAUCUGCCAAAACCUUAGAGCUGGCCAAAGUCACCCAGUUUAAGACCAUGGAAUUUGCUCGAUACAUUGAAGAGCUUGCCAGAAGCAUCCCUCUCCCACCUCUGAUCCUGAACUGUAGGGCAUUCAUGGAGGAGAUCUUCGAAGCAGUGCGAGUUGAAGAUCCUGAUGAAGUUGGCGAGGAAACCAAACAGACCCAGGCCCUUACUACCCAAGAUGCAAUCUACCCCAUCAACCCAGAGCUCAAGCGCAGUAAUUCACCAGCAGGGGACUCGGAUGAUGGCUCCAUGAAUGAGCAGGGUCAAGAAAUAGCAGUCCAGGUAUCGGUCCACCUUCAGUCAGAAAUACAAAGCAUUGACACUGUUUCCCAUGAGAGCUGCAAUUCUUUACCUUCCGAAGAAGAGGUCUGCUGAAUCCAGCAAGAUGGGAUUAUUAAAGGUGCAUCUGAUUUCUGUAGGGCGUCAAGAGAAAAGGAACCAGAGUCAAAUGUGCACAAGAAAUAAUGAAUUUUUUUCCAGCAUCUGAGGUGCCAAAGCUAUUCCCUAAAUCUGUGCAUUUCCUCAUCUGUUUCUCAGUGCUGAUCUAUAGAUUUAAAGCCUGCUUAGAUGAGGCCAUUUGGAAUACUCCUUCGCAGCAAUUUUGCAAAGCAAACGUACUCCAUUGGAAGCAUUUCACAAAGGGGAUGAGUCACACUCAAUUUCUUGGUCGCCUCAGUUACUGUAUCAGAGGUGGCUAAACUGAGCUAAACUCCUGCCAAAGAAUCCUUUCCUUGGUGAACUGUUUCUUCAUCUGCACAAAGAAAUCUGAAUUCUUUCAGAUUCAGAUCUGCCUGCAUUCUUGUCAUGACGAUUUGAGAGGUGUGCUCUUUUGGAAUUGCCUCUUGAUGUGUGCAGCCCAUCAAAACUAUGGGCUUCGGCAAAUCUGCUUCGUGUAUUUUGCUUCUGUGUUGCCAUCACAAUGUACUGUACUUAGAAUAAGGAAUAGUGCCAGACUGUGCAUCUGGAUUAAAUUGUCAUUGUUUCAAAGCAGUUUAUGGAAUAACCAGGGCUCUCAGGUUUUGAUGAUUCUGCAGAAACUUACCAAAAUGCUGUUGUAGUAUAUGGAAAAUUAAAUCUUGAUUUUUGCCAUAAUCAGCACCAUGGUUAAAUGACCAGUAUUGCUAGAUGCCUUACCCUGUUUCUCUUUUAUAUGGCAGGACAGGAAGACAGCACUGCUGGUAUUAUCUGUCCCUGAACCUUAUUGACUUUACUCACUGCAGAAAAUCCAAAGGAUUGUGGUGUAUUUGACAUUGCCAUGAGCAAGGGAUGACGAGCUGGUAGUUGGUUGUCCUAAA